This is a messenger RNA of Acanthamoeba castellanii str. Neff, 1398 nucleotides long. RefSeq lists its product as uncharacterized. The coding region runs from base 1 to 1398 and encodes 465 amino acids. NCBI's taxonomy places the organism in Eukaryota, Discosea, Longamoebia, Acanthamoebidae. The transcript is spliced from 9 exons. Gene Ontology annotation, molecular function: protein binding. The record is from RefSeq and is a predicted model, not a curated record.
AUGGCGGGACUGGACGACAACGUGCGCGCGUGCGUGCUGCUCCACCUUGAACCCCGCGACCUCGCCAACGUGGCGCAAACGAGCCGCGCGAUGGCGAGGGAGGCCGAAGCUGAUGCCGUGUGGGCCACGCUCUUCCUGCGUCGCUUCGGGUCCGACUUCUGGGGCGAACACGUCGGCCCGCACCCCUACCACGAGGUGGAGGCGCCGCGCGCCAAUGCAUGGCUGGACAUGCCGGCCGUCGCCGUGUUCGAGACCUUCGUCCACUCGGUCGCCGCCGCAGAGGCGCGCCCGAGCGGCAGCGACGACGACGACGAUGAGAGCGAGACGGCGACGCGGCGCGCGCUGCUGGCCUUUGUGCGCGGCGAGCGAGGCGCGGACAGCUGCGGGCGACAGGGCGGCGGAUGGAAGCGCGCCUACAAACGGUUCGGAGCCGCCGCCCUUCUUGUCGUGUGCGGUGCACGUGUGGCUGAUGUGAUCGGCGAUCGAUCGAUCAGGAUGGGGGAGAUGGUGCAGACGUGGCAGACCUUCUGCGCGUGGGGCGUGCUGGUGGCGGGCGAGACGUCGUUCGCGCGCCUGUCGGCCAUCAUCGACACCAUCAAGCAGGGCAUCUGCUCCGGCAGGCUGCGGUACAUGGGGUCGUGGAACAUGGAGGACCCGCCGCUGCCGUCAGUGAUCGAGAAUGUCGACGUCACUAGUCCCGCCGGCAAUGCGCGGGUGCUGCGCAUUUGCGUCCCGCCAGCCCACAAGUGGGACAAGUCCAGCUGGACCAACAUCUGCGCCGUGCGUCGGCCCAGGAAUUGGUGGAACCGGUCGGCGCAAGAAACCGGCGAGGAGGCGAAUCCGGCCAACUACGACGACGAGGAGCCGCCAGAGUACACUGUGGCGGUCCACUUUCGUGGGCUGAAGAUCGGUAACUGGCUCAAGUGGAACGGGAAGAGGUACACGCGACUGCACGCGAUCUACGCCAUCGACUGCGAACGCAUGGCCGACCCGGACUACCAGGAACAGGUGUUCCGCGAGCUGCACGGGUUCUUGGGCGAGGGCAAGGGCCAGUUCGAGGACGGCCUGUUCGUCAAUCUGCACCUCAUCAACGCGCCGCCCGGCUUUGGUCCCGCGCGCAUUCUCGAGCGCCUCAAGAUUCCGCUCUUGGAGCGCCCAGGGCACCACUGCCCGUUUUAUGCGGGACCCGUGACGUUUGUCGUCACCUCCUUCACCAUGCCUCCCGGCGCUGCCGUCAUUGACGAGGAGGAGCCUGCUGCAGAGCUGAUCAUGCAGGGCCUGGUGUGGCUCAGCAAGCAGCCGAUGGCCGACCGACCGCAUGCCUUCGUGCGACCGGGCGACAACCUGUGGCUGUGCGCUCUCAGCGACGCCCGCGCCGAGGCGGAGCGCAAUCUAUGA